This is a messenger RNA of Euleptes europaea (tarantolino), 1365 nucleotides long. RefSeq names its product palmitoyltransferase ZDHHC11-like. Gene Ontology annotation, cellular component: endoplasmic reticulum; Golgi apparatus. Lineage: Eukaryota; Metazoa; Chordata; Lepidosauria; Squamata; Sphaerodactylidae. The transcript has 9 exons. Gene Ontology annotation, biological process: peptidyl-L-cysteine S-palmitoylation; protein targeting to membrane. The coding region runs from base 1 to 1365 and encodes 454 amino acids. Gene Ontology annotation, molecular function: protein-cysteine S-palmitoyltransferase activity. The record is from RefSeq and is a predicted model, not a curated record.
AUGGGCAAGUCUUGCUGCAACACAUUGAGCAGCUGCUCCACCGCCCAGCCAACUUGCCUGGCCACACCGCUGCUCCAGAAACGGCGCCGGACCCCAACCCCGCAGACUCCGCGCCUGUCGCAACGGAAUCCGCCACCUCCGACUGGACGCUACCGACCUAUGAGGCCGCAUCGCCCAGAGACGGAGCGGAGGCCGACCUCGCCAACGAGCUACAUGAUAGGCCCGCAGCUGCCGAGCAACCGGAAGCCCCCGUUCCAGCACCACACCGCUCACAGCGCACAAGAUCACAGCCGAGCCACCUUAAGGACUAUGUUUGUUCGAAGGGUUUGGGCUUCUGUCUUGCAGAUGAUCUGCUUUGAUGAGAAGUUGCGGCGGACGGGACCUGAGGAGCAGAACGGACACAACGGCCUCACCCUGGCCCCGCCGCACUCCCGAGUGAAUGGCUGGUCGUUGCCUCUCCACUCCUUCCAGGUAGUCACCCUGGGGCUUUAUGCCUACCUGGCUAUCAUCGGCUUUGGCAUCUACAUCCCUCUUCUCCCUCACGGAUGGAAGUAUGUGGCCUACACUGUGAUUGGCCUACUUUUUAUGUAUCACUUAAUUAAUCACCUGGUUGCUGUCACGAUCGAUCCGGCGGAUCAAAAUGUAUUGGCCAAGAAAAAUUACAACAAACCCAUGCCAAUUUUUGACCGCAGCAAAUGCAAGCAUGUGAUCCAAAACCAGCGCUGCUACCUUUGUGAAGUCGAAGUAGGGCCAAAAGUCAAACAUUGUAGUACCUGCAAUAAAUGUAUUGCAGACUUUGACCACCAUUGCAACUGGUUAAAUAACUGCGUGGGAAGCAAAAAUUACUGGUUUUUCUUCAACGCGGUGGCUUCGGCUGUGCUUGGGCUUUUUCUGCUGAUGUUGGUGGUCCUGUAUGUCGUCAUCCAGUAUUUUGUGAAUCCAGCAGAGCUCCGCACAUCUCCUCAGUUUGAAAGUGUUGGUGGGAAUGACACCUGGUUGGUCUUCCUUCCUGUCGCUCCAGCAGAGACGACAGCAGUCGCAAUCAUGUCUAUAGCAGUGCUAACUCUGCUUUUGGGGCUUGCCUCUUUCCUUCUGCUUGGACAUUUGCUACUGUUCCAUCUUUACCUCUUGGUUAAGAAGCUGAGCACGUAUGAAUACAUGACUCGACAUCGACCCAGAAGCAGUACUACAUCUCAAGAAAUGAACGUGGUAGGAACAUUUGAUGGCUCUAGCAGAAUGGAACCCUUACAGGAUUUAUCUGAAGUAAGACAACCAAAACAUUUGGAAGUUGCAGUGCUGCCAGCAUCAGAGCGCCACCCGUUCUACCUGGUGGACAAUUCUGGGCCCGGCCAGCAUCUUCCAUAA